Messenger RNA from Phaedon cochleariae (mustard beetle), 3090 nucleotides. NCBI's taxonomy places the organism in Eukaryota, Metazoa, Arthropoda, Insecta, Coleoptera, Chrysomelidae. The record is from the annotation of a GenBank genome assembly.
AUGGCAGAAUCAAUCGACGAUCUAUUUGAAUGCUUCGAAGAGGAUGGCAACGAGGGAAACUCGCAAACUUCUACGGAGACUCCUGAACAUGAUCAAAUAGCUAACAGUGUUCCUGUUUCUGAUGUAUCCGUUAAAAGAAAGAACGACAAAGAUGAGGAGUCUGUUCCAAAGAGAAGCAAAGCCGAUGACGAUGUUGACGUAGGCGAUAUCAAUUUUGAUGAGCUGAAAAACCGAAUUAUUGUCUAUACCAUUGAUACUGAUGCUUGUACACAUGAGGUAGCUUGCCCACCAAGGCAAGCUUAUGUUCCUCUGCAACCAUCUAGAGGUGAACCAGUGAAAAAAUACCCCUUUGCACUAGAUCCAUUUCAAAAAGAGUCCAUACUCUGCAUUGAAAAUAAUCAGUCAGUCUUGGUUUCUGCUCAUACUUCUGCUGGAAAAACUGUGAUUGCUGAAUAUGCUAUAGCUACAAGUUUAAAAAACAAACAGCGAGUAAUUUAUACCACACCCAUCAAAGCAUUGUCCAACCAAAAAUAUCGAGAAUUUCUUGAUGAAUUCAAAGAUGUAGGGUUAGUUACAGGAGAUGUAACUAUCAAUCCAAGUGCGUCAUGUUUGAUUAUGACUACUGAGAUCCUUCGAAAUAUGCUAUACAGAGGUUCUGAAAUAAUGCGCGAAGUGGGUUGGGUCGUAUUCGACGAAAUCCAUUAUAUGCGCGACAAAGAAAGAGGCGUCGUCUGGGAGGAAACUCUGAUCCUGCUUCCGCACAACGUGCAUUUCGUCUUCUUGUCGGCGACCAUACCGAACGCCAGACAGUUCGUAGAAUGGGUCGCCCAUUUGCACCAGCAGCCGUGUCACGUGGUCUAUACGGACUACAGGCCUACUCCGCUGCAGCACUUCAUCUAUCCAGCUGGCGGUAGCGGCAUACACAUGGUGGUGGAUGAAUCGGGUACAUUUAAAGAUGACAGUUUCAAUGCAGCCAUGGCUGUUUUGGAAAAUUCCGGCGACGCGGCCAAAGGUGACCAAAAAGGCAGACGUGGCGGUUUCGCGAACAAAGAUCCCACGCAAACCGAUAUUUUCAAAGUCGUCAAAAUGAUCAUGGAAAGGAGUUUCGCGCCCGUCAUUGUGUUCAGUUUCAGCAAAAGGGAUUGCGAGGUGUUUGCUAUGCAGAUGACGAAACUCGACUUCAAUACAACUGCGGAAAAACAACUGGUCGACGAGGUCUUCAACAACGCCAUGGACGUUCUAUCCGAUGACGACAGACACCUGCCUCAAGUCGAAAAUCUGCUGCCUCUUCUGAGGCGCGGCAUCGGUAUCCAUCAUGGCGGCUUGCUGCCCAUACUGAAGGAGACCAUCGAGAUUCUGUUCGGCGAGGGGCUGAUAAAGGCCCUUUUCGCCACGGAAACGUUCGCCAUGGGCCUGAAUAUGCCUGCCAGGACGGUGUUGUUCGCCGGGAUGAGAAAGUUCGAUGGCAGCGAAUAUCGUUAUAUUACAUCUGGGGAAUAUAUCCAAAUGUCAGGAAGAGCCGGCAGGAGAGGAUUGGACGACAAAGGUAUCGUCAUUUUGAUGGUCGACGAAAAAGUUCCCCCCGCCGCUGGCCGGGACAUCGUUAAAGGUUUGCCGGAUCCUAUAAAUUCCGCGUUCCACCUCACCUACAACAUGGUGCUCAACCUAUUGAGAGUGGAAGAGAUCAAUCCGGAAUACAUGCUGGAAAGAUCGUUCUACCAAUUCCAGAAUCAAACUGCGAUUCCUGGAUUUUACGAGGAUUAUCAGAAAAAGUUGAAUGAAUACAAUGAACUUGAAGUUAAAUCUGAGGAUAUGAUAGCUUCAUACUAUGGUAUAAGACAGGAAUUGGAUUAUCUAGGCACUCAAUUCAGAAUUUUCCUUACGAAAUCCGAGUACUUGAUACCCUUCUUGCAACCCGGAAGAUUAUUGAAAAUAAAAACUCCCGAUGCUGAAUACGAUUGGGGCGCGGUUGUUAAUUUCAAAAAAGUCAGCGAAAUUAUACCAGGCCGUAAAAAUAAACAAGGCCAAUCUAAAACGCAGACGAAAGUCAAAAUUGAUCUUUUAUUGCUCGUUAUUGCUGAUAGCGAUGACGGAGGAGCCAUACCAAAGCCAUGUUUUGAUAAUCAGAAAGGAGAAGUAGAAGUUGUUAGUGUUGACUCUACUUUCGUCACACACAUUUCCUCUGUCAGAUUAUUCUGUCCGACUGACUUGAGGACGAAAGACAGCAGAAAAGGCAUGUACAAAGCCAUCAAAGAAGUGAAAAAACGUUUCGAAGAAGGCCCACCUUUGCUAAAUCCCGUCAACGAUAUGAAAAUAAAAGACCCAGAGUUCUUAGAUAUUGUGGAUAAAAUUGAGAAAUUAGAGAAGAAAAUGUACGAUCAUAGCAUGCACAAAAACCCGAUUUUGGAAAGCGAAUAUCCCAUUUACGAGAAGAAGGUCGUGGCGAAAGAGGAACUGAAAGUUGCCAAACAGAAAUUGUUGGGAGCCAAAUCGGUUUUGCAGUUGGACGAGUUGAAAUGCAGGAAGAGAGUGUUGAGGAGAUUGGGGUAUUGUACCAAUACCGAUGUCAUUCAGUUGAAGGGGAGAGUAGCUUGCGAAUUGAGCAGCGCAGAUGAACUGUUGAUAACCGAAAUGAUUUUCAAUGGCGUUUUUGGUACCUUGGCGCCUGCCCAUUCUUGCGCGCUUCUCAGUUGUUUCGUGUGCGAUGAAAAAAGUUCGGAAAAUCCGAAGUUAUCUGAAGAGUUGUCAGGUCCAUUGAGACAAAUGCAGGAUUUGGCGAGGCGGAUAGCCAAAGUGAGCAACGAAGCGCGACUGCCUAUCGAGGAAGAUUCCUACGUCGAAAAGUUCAAGCCCUUCCUCAUGGACGUGGUUUUCUCCUGGUGCAACGGUAGCUCCUUCCAGGACCUUUGCGCCAUGACAGACAUUUUCGAGGGGUCGAUAGUGAGGUGUAUGCGGCGACUGGAAGAGUUAUUGAGGCAGAUGGUGCAAGCCUCGAAGACGAUCGGCAACACGGAUCUGGAGGACAAGUUCAAUGCCGCCAUCAAGUUGAUCAAGAGAGAUAUCGUGUUUUCGUCGAGUCUUUAUUUGUAA